Molecule: messenger RNA, 1053 nt
Organism: Aphanomyces astaci
Lineage: Eukaryota; Oomycota; Saprolegniomycetes; Saprolegniales; Verrucalvaceae
Product: ribosome biogenesis GTP-binding protein YlqF
Exons: 1
Coding region: 69-1022 (317 amino acids)
Cellular component (GO): mitochondrion
Molecular function (GO): GTPase activity; GTP binding
Source: RefSeq, a predicted model, not a curated record
CUUGUUUUGUAUUAUCCGGAUUGCCGGAUAUGAAAUUUACAGUGCAUUUCCACUGUUGGAAUCGAUAAAUGGCGGCAACCAAGGGAUUUCGGACCGUGUUCAAGUCGCCGGGGGUGAUCAACUGGUUCCCUGGCCACAUGAACAGUGCUCGGAACGCCAUGAAGGCGCAGCUGAACAGCGUGGACGUGAUCAUCGAGGUGCGGGAUGCACGGAUACCAUGGUCCUCGGCGAACCCGCUGCUCGAUGGCAUUGGCAACCACAAGCCGCGCCUAGUGGUGCUCAACAAGUCGGACCUGUCCAACUCCAACAUGAAGGAGCGCGUGGAAUACCGCUUCAAUGAGCAGAACAUCGACUGCAUGUUCACUUCGGUGAUUAAAGGCAAGCACAUUCGCAACAUCUUGCAAUGGUGCACCGAGAAUGGCAAGUCGCAAUUCCAGUCCACCGCAGGUACCGCCCACCCACAGACCCCAUCAUCUCGAAUUCUCAUGCAUGUCCUUCCAGGCACGGUGGUCAUGGUCGUGGGCGUUCCGAACGUCGGCAAGUCGUCCAUGAUCAACGCGUUCCGCGGCAUCUCGACGUCGUUGAAGCUGGCGAAAGGAAAGAAAAAGGCGGUGGUGGGGCCCACUCCGGGCGUCACGCUGCGCACAGACAUCAUCAAAGUGAACGAAGCGCCCGCGAUCUACGUCAUGGACACGCCGGGGGUAAUGCUGCCGAGCGUUCCGUCGCCGUCCGUGGGGUUGAAGCUGGCCCUCACCGGCGCCAUCAAGGACGAAGUCGUGGGAGAAGAGCUGAUCGCAGACUACAUGCUGUUCCUUCUCAACCAAAUGAACUCGACGCAGUACGUCAAGGCGUUGGGACUCGCUGGACCCACCGACGACAUCGAUGAGCUCAUGAGCAGCAUCACCAAGCAGAGCGGCGGCGUCGGCAAGCCCGAGGAGCGGCAGACGCUGCUGGCGGCGCAGUAUCUGCUUAAAGAGUUCCGACGAGGGUCCUUUGGACGGUUCACACUAGACCCUCUUUGAGACAUACUACACCAUUUUGCGGUUAAUUUCG